This is a messenger RNA of Coprinopsis cinerea okayama7#130, 4521 nucleotides long. RefSeq names its product hba2. The transcript is spliced from 19 exons. Gene Ontology annotation, cellular component: membrane. Gene Ontology annotation, biological process: transmembrane transport. The record is from RefSeq and is a predicted model, not a curated record. Gene Ontology annotation, molecular function: ABC-type transporter activity; ATP binding; ATP hydrolysis activity. Bases 1 to 4521 code for a protein of 1506 amino acids. Lineage: Eukaryota; Fungi; Basidiomycota; Agaricomycetes; Agaricales; Psathyrellaceae.
AUGGCGGACCAACAGCCGCACCACCUCACCGACAUCGUCGAGGAGCCAGCCUCGACGGGCGUCUCGCGAAUUGGCUCGCAGAUGACGCUUCAGCCCAAGCCAUCCAGCGUCGACGACAAGCUCGAGAAGGACAUUGAAGACGAUGACGAUCGAGGCCGACACCCACCGCCUUCGUCGCCAAAGGUGCCCCAUCGGACACGUCGUACCUCCAGUGCCUCUCGCGUGUCCAUGGACUUUUUCGACCCCAGCGGCAUGCAGAGUUUGAGGAGGACGUUGACGCACGAGCGCGUCGGACUGCCCAAGGGCCAGUCUGAGCCGUCUGAGUCUUCGGACACGUCGUCCGACCACACUCUCAUCGUCGAUGGCGACAACUUUGACUUGGAGAAGACAAUCAAGACGAUUAUCAGACGCCGUGACCAGAGCGAGAUUAAGCCUCGCCAGCUCGGCGUUGUUUUCCGAAAUCUCCGAGUUGUAGGACUCAAGGCAGCAGCAUCUUUUCAACCCACUGUUGGUUCCCUCUUCAACCCGGCGGACGUUGUUCAGAAUAUUCAGAAUGCUCGUCAUCCGCCUGUGCGCAACAUCCUGGACGGAUUCGAGGGUGUCGUGAGGCCCGGCGAGAUGCUUCUCGUUCUUGGUAGCCCAGGAGCAGGCUGCAGCACCUUCCUCAAGACUCUCGCCAACCACCGCGAAGAAUACCACAGCGUCGAGGGCGAGGUCCACUACGACUCCAUCACGCCCGAGGAACUCAAAAAGUGGUUCCGUGGCGACGUUCAGUAUUCACCCGAAGACGAUGUCCACUUCCCUACCCUCACCGUCGAACAAACUAUCAAAUUCGCAGCUCGCACACGAACGCCCAGAAACCGCAUCGAGUACACCCGCGCCCAGUUCAUCGACACCCUCUCCAAUAUCCUCACCACCGUCUUCGGUUUACGCCAUGCAAGGAAAACGCCCGUCGGAGACGCCAUGAUUCGAGGCGUCAGUGGUGGCGAGAAGAAGCGAGUGUCGAUUGCAGAGUCUCUGGCUACCAGAGCUUGCAUCGCUUGUUGGGAUAACUCAACCCGUGGCUUGGACGCUAGCACUGCACUCGAGUUCGUCCGUGCCCUGCGCAUCGGUACCGACACCAUGCGUCUCAGCACCAUCGUGUCCAUUUACCAAGCUGGCGAGUCGCUCUUCAGCCACUUCGAUAAGGUGUGCGUCAUCUACGAAGGCCAAAUGGCGUACUAUGGUCCUGCGGAUCAGGCGAAAGACUAUUUCUAUGAAAUGGGAUAUGUCCCGGCCAAUCGCCAGACCACUCCUGACUUCCUCGUCGCUGUCACCGAUCCGAAUGCCCGCAUCGCUCGCGAAGGGGUUACAAACCAACCUCGCACCGCUGAAGAAUUCGCUGCCUACUUCAAGGCUUCAGCGCACGGUCAACGCAACAAGGCGGAGAUCGAGGAAUACAUUGCUGAACAUGUCGGAAAGCCUGAUGCUGCCCAACGUUACAUUGACAGUGCCCGUGCCGAGUUUGCCAAGCGCAGUGGCAAGAAAAAUCCUUAUAUGCUCACGAUUCCUCAGCAAGUCGCUGCCGUCAUGCGCCGCAAGGUUCAGAUUCUUCGCGGCGAUAUGUUGGCUACCGGUUUGAACCUCUUCUCGUAUGUCUUCCAAGCUUUGAUCAUGGGCAGUAUCUUCUUGAAGAUGCCUGAGCAAACCUCCGCCUACUUCUCUCGAGGAGGUGUUCUUUUCUUCGCCCUCUUGUUCUCGGCGUUGGCUACCAUGGCUGAAAUCCCCGCGCUUUACGCUCAACGUCGCAUCGUUCUUCGACAUGAAAAGGCUGCCCUGUAUCACCCCUUUGUCGAAGCUCUUGCCCAUACCCUCGUCGAUAUCCCUAUCACUUUCUGCAUCCUCUCGCUUUUCUGCAUCAUUCUAUAUUUCAUGACCGGUCUCCAACGCUCAGUUGACCAAUUCUUCGUCUUCUUCCUCUUUGUCUUCGCCAUGGCCGUUACCAUGAAAUCGUGGUUCCGUGGAAUUGCUGCAGCGUUUAAAUCGGAAGCUACGGCUCAGGCCGUUGCUGGUAUUUCGGUGCUGGCGCUUUCCAUCUACACCGGUUAUACCAUUCCGAAGCCUACCAUGAUUGGCGCGCUCCGGUGGAUCACCUAUAUCAACCCCCUUCGUUAUGGAUUUGAAGCUAUCCUCACCAACGAGUUCCGAACGCUAAACGGCCUUUGUACAUCUCUUGUACCCAGUGGCCCUGGAUACGAGAAUGUGUCCCUGGCGAACCAAGUUUGCGCAGUCGUCGGUGCCCUCCCUGGUGAAGCCUUUGUCAACGGCGCACGCUUCGCAGAGCUCUCGUAUUCCUUCAAAUGGUCGAAUACGUGGAUGAACUUGGGAAUUGUCAUCGCGUUUGCGAUCGGCUUCCUCAUCGUCCUACUCAUCUUUGCCGAGUUCAACACGACGUCUUCUGCCGAUACCGCCACCACUCUCUUCAAGCGAGGGUCGAAGAAGGCUGUUGCAGCUGCCUCCUCGGGUUCGGAUGAGGAGAAGAAGGGGUCGCCGUCUGGCACUGUCGUUGUCGACGAGAAAGGCAAGGAUACUUCGGCCCUCAAGGACGAGCCUGCUCUGCGUAUGACUGAUACCUUUACGUGGCAACAUGUCCAUUACACCGUACCUAUCCCUGGCGAAGCCGAUCGUACUCUCCUUUCUGACGUUUCGGGGUAUGUUGCGCCUGGCAAGUUGACUGCGCUGAUGGGCGAGUCUGGAGCUGGGAAGACGACACUGUUGAACGUCCUGGCGAAGCGGGUCUAUAGUGGUGUGGUGACUGGGGAUAUGUUUGUCAACGGACAGUCGCUUCCAGCUGAUUUCCAAUCGCAAACUGGGUAUUGUCAGCAGAUGGAUACGCAUAUGCCGAACGCGACUGUGCGCGAGGCGCUGUUGUUCUCUGCCAAGUUGCGACAGCCGCCUUCGGUUCCUUUGGAAGAGAAGGAAGCUUAUGUUGAAAAGUGUCUUAAGAUGUGCGGCCUGGAGGAGUAUGCCGAUGCUAUUGUCGGGACUCUCAAUGUUGAGUACCGGAAGCGAACGACUAUCGCCGUCGAGUUGGCAGCCAAGCCGAAGCUACUUCUCUUCUUGGACGAGCCUACCUCCGGAUUGGACUCUCAAAGUGCCUGGGCUAUUGUUUCGUUCUUGCGCAGUUUGGCGGACCAGGGACAGGCUAUUCUGUGCACUAUUCACCAGCCCUCUGCGGAGCUCUUCCAAGUCUUCGAUCGGAUGCUUCUACUCAAGAAGGGUGGUCAAACAGUGUACUUUGGCGAUCUUGGCCACAACGCGACGACGCUCAUUCAGUACUUUGAGAGGAACGGUGCUAGGCACUGUGACCCUUCGGAGAACCCUGCGGAGUAUAUGCUGGACGUCAUUGGCGCUGGUGCGACCGCGACUACGGAAUUUGAUUGGCACGGUAUUUGGAAAUCCUCUCCUGAAGCAACUGCUGUCCAGGAGGAACUCGAAGCUAUCCAUACUGAAGGCCGCAACCGCCCUGCGGUUGAAGCUGAGCUUCACACUGAAUUUGCGACUUCGUGGUUGUUCCAAGUCAAGGAGCUCUUUAUUCGGAAUGUGCAGUCGUAUUGGCGGGACCCGACUUACAUUAUGGCGAAGAUGGUGUUGAAUGUUUCGUCUGGGUUGUUCAUUGGGUUCACGUUCUUCAAGGCGAAGGAUACGAUCCAGGGGACUCAGAACAAGCUUUUCGCGAUCUUCAUGGUGACGAUUCUCAGUGUGCCAUUGGCGAGUCAGCUUCAAGUACCGUUUAUCAAACUUCGGACGAUCUAUGAGAUUCGUGAACGGCCUAGUCGGAUGUACAGCUGGACUGCCUUGAUCACUUCGCAGAUUCUUGUCGAGCUGCCGUGGAACAUUAUUGGUUCGACGUUGUUGUUCAUGUGCUGGUAUUGGCCUGUUGGGUUCUUGGCUUCGAGAGGAGGGUAUACCUACCUUAUGCUUGGUAUUAUCUUCCCUUUGUAUUAUACCACGAUUGGUCAGGCUGUUGCGGCUAUGGCGCCCAGUGUUGAGAUUGCGGCGCUCUUGUUCUCGCUUCUCUUUUCGUUUGUCAUUGCUUUCAAUGGUGUCCUUCAACCGUUCCGUGAACUUGGCUGGUGGAAGUGGAUGUACCGCCUCUCGCCGUAUACCUAUUUGAUCGAAGGCCUCUUGGGUCAAGCGAUUGGUCGCCAAGACGUCGAGUGUGCGCCGUACGAGUAUGUCCAGAUUACGCCUCCUGAAGGCCUCAGUUGCGGCGGCUACAUGGACCCGUUCAUCUCAUUUGCUGGGGGGUACCUUACCAACCCCAACGCCACGGAUGCGUGCAACUAUUGCAGUGUGAAGACGACGGACCAAUUCUUGCUUGCUAGUUUCAACAUUAGCUAUUCGCAUCGGUGGAGGAAUGUUGGGCUUAUGCUUGCGUUUACUGUGUUUAACGUGGUUUGUGUUUAUGUUAUUACGUAUCUGUUUAGAAUACGUACGGGGAGUUUGCUGCCUAGUUUUAAGCGGUCGAAGAAGAACUAG